CAACAACUAGGAUGACGAAGAGGGGGCGCCCCAUGAAGGACCUUGUUUCGUAGCUACAACAACUAGAUCGAUGGAUAAAGUUCCGGAAUUAGCUGGCUGAAAGCUGGCUUGUUUCUUUCGAUCAUUAGGUGUGAUGUAAACAAUCUGAAAAAUCCUUCUUGAACUUGAACAAUAUUGCUGAGUUAAAUAAGCGAAGAAGCCAGAAACAUAUAAUGUCGAUCUUGAUGCAAAAAUAACUUGGACUCCUCGUCUCACCGCAGCAAGACGCUAAGUGACGGACCAACGCCAACGUCAAAUGCCGAGAUCUUCAGUGUCACAACGAGCGGUCGGAGGAAGGCGAUGAAAGUAUAUUUACUCAACGCGUCGGGAGGACUCUUGUCACGCACGGUCGUGGAUAGCAGCAAGGGAAACCGCAACAAUUAUAUUCGAGCCUCAGCGCAGUAGGACUAGGAAUCGCGAGAUCCGUGGUCUCGAAAAAGGUAGCUUGAAUCUCUUCAACUACGGCGGACCAACUAUUAAUUUUCCUUGGAGCAGUCAUCUUCGGCUUCGGUUUCGCCAUCGAUCUGUACCACGAACCUUUGGCAAGUUAAUACAGCCCUUGUCCUCUUCAAAAACAACACAAACACCUCCAAUCUUGAUCUUGUUCAAAAAUAACGAGCAAGAACAAGAAGAGCAAGUUCAAGAUGAUGAAAUUCAAUGAGAGCACUCCAAAAUGGCUGUCAGAGGACCGCUGCGCCGCGUUGAACACCCUCCUAGAUUUCAAACCUGCGUUCACGACGGCAGAAACCUUCAGCUGUUGCACUGGGCAGUAUGGCCCUUUUCAGACCGGGAAGAAAAUCAAGCUGCCAAUAUGGCUUGCACUACAACUAGAGGAGAAGAAUCGCGGGAUCUUGUACCCACCUUCCUGGCUGGAUGAGCGUAUUCAUUGAUUUCAUUUUAAUUCUUUUCGAGAACGUGUCAACAUGCAUGGUAAGCCUACUUGCUCAGGACCAUUUUUUUUUCGCCUCCUCUGUAAUAUACUACUAAUCGGGUCAUCACGGAACCAGUUUGUUAGCUACUAGAAGUAGCUGCUACGUGCUUCGACUGAAUGAAUGAACGAUUGUCGUGUUGCACCAACUUUAUCGGAGUUUCUUCUGAUGAAGCCAUAUUUGUUCAACAGAUUUACAAAUUCACGAAGAUUUAGAUUUAAGUCUACACGAGUGUCUAAAUCUUGUUGCUCAGGACCAUUUAUUACUAUCAUCAUCUCAGACAAGCUCCGGAUGGUUAUCGUGAAUGAGCGGCGAGACAUGAGAAGCUUCCAGCCUGUGGACGAAUGGUUUGUCUACGUCGGACACACACUGCUAACGCGAGGCAAAUGGUUCCAGCUAAAAGAGAAGGAGCCAACGGAAAUCGCAUUCCAGGAGCUCAUAGACGUUCGCAGGCACAAAGCUACAGAGGUUACGAGGGCAUAUCCAGGAGUGUGUAGGUCCUGAGUCAUGAUGAGUUACUUAAUAUACAACAUAGUGAACUACUUGCUGCCACCAACAUGUUCGAAAAGUCGCUUCAUCUAGCACUAGAUUUGUAGUAGUUGUUGGAGUUAUGCUUGACGUUACAUGAAGAGCCCCCGCAUCAUGAUCAAUUCGACAAUAUUUCCAGUAUCACGGUUACGCCCGCUUACCUCUGGAAUAGGUGCAUCACAUUCAAGCAGUCAAUCAAUCAAUUAAUCAAUCAAUCACAAUUUAUUUUUCCUGCUUCUUUCAUUUUCUGAAUGCGGCAGCUGAAUUGUAAGGAGGUUCUGCUAGAGUGCACAAAUAUGACGAGGCCUGAAAUAACGUGGUAUCGGGAAAGAGCAAUAGCAGGAAUGGAUUAUCUCCAUUCAUUGAAUGAGGAAGAGGUACUGAAGUUCAUUGAUUGAGGAUAGUCAUUUGAGAUGCACAGAUGACAUGAAGUUCAUGAUGUUGCUAAGUUCAUCUUAUAUAUAAAUAUUUUUCACCCAUCGAUCUUCUUCAGCGUUAUCUUCAAACAAUGGUCACAUUCACAGCGCAAAGGCAUGGCUGCUCCGUCUUCAACAAAGAGUGGUGGCGACACAGCAUCAAGCGAGAAAAAAUCAGAUACCUCGAUAUCGAGCGCACAGCAGCGACUCUUAUGGCUUGAGGUAGUCCCUCCUCCCCAGCAUCUUGGUCACGUUUUGAAUUGAAAGCGGGCACCGAGAUGCUCACCAGGAUGGACUUCUGCAAGUUCUAAGAAUCAGCGACCCUGGUGGUGCUAACAGCAGUUUGCUUGGUGGUAACCUUGGCGGUCUUGGCGCUAGCUCACUAGGACAAGAUCAGGCCAGCAUGCUCAUAAGAGACAUACGCGUACCACCAUGAUGAAAGGGACGGCAACAUCUUGUUCUCACGAUUUUCCUGGUUAAGAAAUUAGAAUUUCUGAUCCCGCCACAAUUGGUGUUUUGAAACGACAGAGGUUUUUACAUAAGUACAACUAUGACAGUUUAGUACAGCGCAACAUGUACUACCUGCGUCAU
Molecule: messenger RNA, 2503 nt
Organism: Amoebophrya sp. A25
Lineage: Eukaryota; Dinophyceae; Syndiniales; Amoebophryaceae
Source: the annotation of a GenBank genome assembly